Messenger RNA from Sciurus carolinensis (gray squirrel), 6035 nucleotides. It is a transcript of the gene Phf24, whose product is annotated as PHD finger protein 24. Lineage: Eukaryota; Metazoa; Chordata; Mammalia; Rodentia; Sciuridae. The transcript has 9 exons. The coding region runs from base 309 to 1514 and encodes 401 amino acids. The record is from RefSeq and is a predicted model, not a curated record.
GCGCGCGCGCCGCCGCCUCAGCCUGCCGCGCCGCCCGCGCCGCCCGCUCCCGGCGCUCGGCCCAGUACUUCGGCGCCGGAGCGGCCGUGGGCAGCUCCGGGCCAGCAGUGUAGAGUCCGCCAGCCCGGGACCCGAGUGCCGCACCCGGACGGCCCCGGUACUCAAGACUGAUGGAGUUUUAGCAGUUUGCCCAGGAUCACCAAGCUUGGAAUCUAUGAGAUCUGUUCUUCAGAUUUUGUUUGAAAAAAAAGUACCAAGGAGAAGCAGAAGAAAGAAUGAAAGUUUGUUAAUAAGUUACAUUAAGAAUCAUGGGGGUGUUGAUGUCCAAGCGGCAGACAGUAGAACAGGUACAAAAGGUGAGCCUGGCUGUGUCUGCCUUCAAGGAUGGGCUGCGAGACAGGCCUUCCCUCCGACGCAUGGGUGAGCUACCAGGGUCUCGUCGUGGUACUGUAGAGGGCUCUGUCCAGGAGGUGCUGGAAGAGAAAGAAGCUGAGGCCGGCACCCCGGUGGUCCAGGAAGAGAGCAGUGUCAACCGUGCAGCCUGGGAACGGCUGCGAGAUGGGCGUGGAGUGGAGCCUGAGGAGUUUGAAAGGACCAGUCGGUUCACACCCCCUGCAUUCAUCCGCCCCACUCGGAAGCUAGAUGAUGACAAGCCUCCAGAUAUCUUCUUGGAGCCCAGAGAGCCUAUUGUCAACGAUGAAAUGUGUGAUAUCUGUGAGGUCUGGACAGCUGAGAGCCUCUUCCCGUGCCGGGUCUGCACCAGGGUUUUCCAUGAUGGCUGCCUGCGCCGCAUGGGCUACAUCCAAGGAGACAGUGCAGCGGAAGUGACUGAGAUGGCCCACACAGAAACAGGCUGGAGCUGCCACUACUGUGACAACCUCAACUUGCUGCUUACUGAAGAAGAAAUGUACAGCCUAACAGAGACCUUUCAGCAGUGUAAAGUCAUCCCUGAUUGCUCCCUGACACUGGAGGACUUUCUUCGUUACCGCCACCAAGCAGCAAAGCGGGGAGACAGUGAAAGGGCACUGAGUGACGAGCAAGAGGAGCAGGCAGCCCGCCAGUUUGCAGCCCUGGACCCUGAACAUCGAGGCCAUAUAGAGUGGCCUGACUUCUUGUCCCAUGAGUCCCUACUACUCCUGCAGCAAUUGCGUCCCCAGAACUCACUGUUGAGGCUUCUGACAGUCAAGGAGCGGGAACGAGCCCGAGCCACCUUCCUGGCACGGGGCAAUGGGAACACUAUCAGUGAGGCAGAGUGCCGCUGGGCCCAACACUCUUGGUUCUGCAAACACCUCAUAGAGGCUCCUUCCUGUGGUGUGAGCAGUAUCAGCCACGUGGGUCCCAUAGCAGACAGCAGCCCAGCCAGCAGCAGCAGCAAGAGUCAGGAUAAGGCCCUACUACCUGCAGAGCACGAAUCCAGAUCUGUGGACUGGCCCACCUUCCUGCGAGAGAAUGCUGUCUACAUCUUGGCUGCUCGCCCUAACAGUGCAGCCAUUCACCUGAAACCCCCAGGAUAGCAUGGCACAGAGAAGUUUGGUUCAGAGCCACUGGCAUCUUAUCCCUUCUUCCCUUUUCCCCUUUCUUCCACCAAAUUCUGGCUCUGAGACUCAUGGGGAUUGGGCACUGCCAGCAUCUUAAUUUGUCAUUAAGUUUUAUGGCACUGAAAUCACCAUUCCCCUCACAGAGACAGUUAGCACAUUGCCACAGGGAGAAUCCUCGAGAGUUGUGGCAGCAUCCACUCCUGGACCAUCCCCCUGCCCUCACAUCAUAGACUGGACCUGCCACCACAUGCUUACAAAUGUGUACAUGUGCAUAUGGAUAUCAGUCACAUGAAUAUCACACACAUGGAUAUCAGUUAAGCUGGUUCUUUUUAUUCCAAAAAGAACUAAAAUCCCUUUGCAAAACCCCAGGUAUGGAUGAAGAGGUCACUACUCAUUUCUUCUUUUGUCCAGUUCUGAUUUUCAAUAGAUAAAAAUCUAGCCAAAUGAUUACGAACAAGGGGGCAUAUUAGAUUCACAUUCCCUCCUGGGGGUACUGAGGGGCCCGCUCUGCCCACUUUGAAAACUCCUUGUAUGGUGAGCCACACUAGUAGGUAUCCGUUAUGUCCCCCCGGGGUAUGUUGAAGAUGGAAAAAAUGGUUGAAAAUCAUCACUUCCGUUUAACCCACUAUUUUAUUUAGAUUCUAAUUCUUUGUGACAGAGAAGGCAGCGCCUUAUGGAAUCCUGACUGGAAAACAGGGAGACAGCAUCUCUCAGACACACAGAAUUCUAGGAGUCUCUCAGCCAGGUCAUCCAAGUUCAAAAGUCUUUAGCAGAAUGGUGAAACCCCAAGGUGAGCUUUCCUGGCCCCUAUUUCUCAGAUGUUAAUUCAUGGCCCAAAACCUGAGGGACCUGAAUGGAACAAAUAUGCUGGCAAGAGUCACAACCCUCUGUUUUAGAUGCCUCACCCAAGUCAGCUACCACAGAGACCAAUGAGGACAAGGUCUGCAUGGAAGAGGAGAGGAGAGGGCUCAUGCUUUUCGAUUGUUCCAGCUCAACUCAGCCAUAGCCCAAGAAGAGUGUGCCAUUGUGUGGAGAACAAAGCCAGCCUCUUCCACAGCCCAAGAGAGAGCAAUUCUACAGUAGUCCUAAGCAGGGACUUCUUUCAAUCAUCCUGACAAUAAGGAUAGGAGAAAACUGGGGCCUGUGAAGAUUUGCACCUCAGCUCUCUCAAGCAGGGAAGGUCCUGGUAGAACCUCAUAGAAAGAGGAAGUUUCUCCUUUUCCCCAUUGCUGAGAUGUGGCUUCAGUUGCUGCUCCUCCCCACUGUUCUCUGUCAUUCCCUCUAUACUGGGGCCUGGGCAUGAGAGGACUUUAGGGACAAGCAGAGCCUACCAAAAGGGCACCAAGUUUGGCCUGCCAGCCUCAGCCUUCCUCCCAAGUUCUCAUCAUCAAGUUCUCAAGUCAUUUGUGGUAUGGGUCAGCCCCGGUCUGGGUUCUAGAUUUCUGUUUCCAACUGAAUUACUUAGGUGUAGUCAGAUCUGACUACCAAGAGUUAUUCAAAAGAGAAUUAAACUUAGUCAUGCAGAUGCUCAAUGGCACUUGUACUAAAUUGGGUGCUUACAGAAGAAGGAGUACCACUCAGUAUUGAGAUACUCAGAGGAAAGUGGGAAGCUGCCACCAGGAGCUUGGUAAGAGCCCUAUGUAGUUUCCUUCUGUAGGAAUGGCUUCAUCUAGAAGAAGGGUGAUAAGCUGCUGGGGAUGGAUUCUCUAGGACUGAAAUGAAGUGGAUAGGAGACUAAUGUAUAUAUAUGGCCCUGAACAUUUUGAAACCCACAGCUCUGUAAAUACUCGUCAGCCAUAUGCCCUGGACUGAUCAGUCCUAGGGGCCAUUAUUCAAUCUUAUUUUUCAAAAAGGAAAGCAAGCACAUGACUCCUGGACCCAAGAACUUCAUCUGAAACUGCCAGACUUGGUAUUUUUCACUGAGAAGAUUAAAGCACGUUAAACACAAGGGCUCUUACUCUCCUGGCAAGUCAUCCUGUAUACCAGCUAUGGGCUGCUGAGUCUCACAGAUAAGACAUUUUAAGUAGAGACAAACUCUGGGCUUUGAGAGCUGAACAGUUCUUUUUUUUCUCCUGCUUCAUCUGUCACAGGAACUAAAAGUCCAUCUUUUUGCUUCUUGAAUCCUUCACAGAUGAAGGUGAAGCCCACCACUGUAGAGCUGCUGCUUCUAGCUCUCUGUGAGUGAGUGUGAAAGACUGCCAGACCAGGCCAGCUGUGUCCCAAGGCCUGCAGAGCAUGCCCCAGAGUUCUUGAAAAAUGGGAGCAGGCCCAUUUGGCAUCACCCCUCUCCCUAUCUGAAGUCAGCAGGCUUCCUUGGUGAAGAGCCUGCUACAGAGGGCCUAGGGAACACUGCCCCUAGCAAAGAAUAGGGUUUCAAAUCCACAACAGUUCUCAGAAGCAGAAAACCACACAAGGAAGGCUGGUCUCUUCUGUGUAAGCAUCUAGCUUUUUACCAAAGGGAGGGUCCAUUGCUCCCCAGUCCUGAGUUGCAGAAGCUCCAUCCAACCCCUCUGUCCAGAACCUCCCUUUGGAGUGUCCUAAUCCCUAGUGUACCUCUGCAGUAUAUGUGGAGAUGUUCAAACCUAGCAAGACCCAUUCCCUCUUUAAGAUUUCCAUCACUGUGGUUGUCUGAAAUUCUGCCAAGUACAAAAAAUAGUGUCUGGCUCUAAUAUGGGAAUGAGAAAAUGUUUCAGUCUUUUCUUCUUGGCUGCUGAAAAUUGAGACCAGUACUUUCCCCAGGUACCACCUACCUAGACAGCAUCCAUGGAUUACACAUGUGCUCCCCUGAAGAUCACUUGUCCUAAGCCUGUUUUUCACACAGCUGUCCUCUUCUCCACACUUUUAUUUAAAUAAAGGGGCAUCUGGAUGACACUGAGGAUCACUGAGGAAGUGGCUAUCCAGGUCUGCUGUUUGACUUCUUUCCUGAAGCCUGCCUUCCCCAGCAGAAUAUUUGAGCAGUGUCCCCUAUGGUAUCCUAGGGAUGGAGCAGUUUCCUCACUCCUAGAUACUGAUUCAGCUCUCAAGUGCUCUUUCUUUGAGGACAAUUGCAGUAGAAACCAUGAAUACAUUGCCUCUUUCUACCCUCAGGCAAAGCAAUGGGCUACCCAUCUUUCUGACCCUGGUACUCUGGGAUGUCACCCCCGCUUUGCUUAAAUGGCCAAAUCUUAGGGUUCCCCCAUUUCUUUCAUCAGUAUGGAAAGCAUAGAAUUUAAACUGCCUGGGAAGAGGGUACCUCACUGGGAAGUGAGCCCCAGGGUUGCACCUAGGCCUCUUAGCCCAAAGCACAACUUCAACCAUUGCAGGCAUCACAGCUUUGGAAAGAGUGGUGCCAGGAAGCCCCAACACCAAAAGAAAGACUCAUAAUAAUCUGUCUAGCAGGGCCCAGGUCAGGCCAUGACCACCCCAGAGCCAAGAGUAACCUCUAGGCAGGACUGAGAACUGACCACAGGCCAUAGCAUUCCUGCAGGCAUGACCCCUUCAGACCUGCUGAAAGGCAGGUGUAUACAGUCAUGUGUUGCUUAACAAUGGAAUCCAUUCUGAGAACUGUGUCAUUAGGUCAUUUCUUCAAAUGUAAACAUCAUAGCAUGUAUUUACACAAACCAAGAUAGCUAUGCCAUUACUAGGCAAUAUAGUCUUAUGGGACCAUAUGCAGUCCACUGUUGGUUGAAAUGUCAUUAUGCAGCACAUGACUUCUUCUGACUUGCCACUAAAAGGCAGGACACUCUCAAUGCCAGAACUUCAGGUAAUCCUGGCAGUAUCUGUAACCGAAGUUCCUUUGUAUUUCCGUAUUUACAGUGGAAUAAAAUUGCUACUUGAUCCUUGGCAGUUAGCUUGAAUUUGCCCAGGAUGUCUCUUUCAGCCCCUGGCUGCAGCCCAGACAAUGGAGAUCUCCUGAGUGGGCCCUAUCUGUGCAUCAUGCCUGUUCCCAACAAUUCAACCCUGGGGUGGAGUGGGGCUAAGCAUUUUCCCUGAUGUUGUUUUCCUGCUGCCACCAUUUUUGCCAACCUUGAAAAGAAAAGAAAAUGAUAUAGUUGCAGAAUUUCCACUAGUCCCAACCAGCUAAGGAAAAACCGUUUCCCUCUGGGCUGCAUUCCCCAGUGACCCACAGCGUGGAGAGGGGGUCAGGUCUCAUCUGAACCAAUGAUUAAGAAGCUCAAUCACAUUUCAGUUUGCAUAGCACCGGUUGGCCUUCCCAUAUUCAUGGUGAACAAAGGCCUUCAAGCUUAGCUUCCAGCUAUUAGGGAUGUCCAUGAUCUGUCUCCCAGCCAAACAUAGGCUGUGAGAGAGAUCUCUGAAAGCACUUGAGUAACAGUGGAGGACCCAAUGCCCUGUGGUCCCUCAUGCCUUUCCCAUUUACUUCUCUGCAGAAGGUAACUUGACAGUAAACUAAGGGGAAACAUUCCCAAGCCCUGUCUUCCCAUCUACAGCUGCAUGCCCCUCCCAUGGCUCAGCCUUCACAGCACUCCAAGAAGGAGCUCCUAGAAGCUGGGCACAGCG